CUCUAAUGUGUGUUUGCGGAAUGCCAAAAUACAAUAGAAGAAGAAGAAAGAAGGCGUGGCCAUUGAGCACGGGUAGUGUGUCUGCGUACUGUAGUGAGAGGGCCUUUUAGUUUUUCAUUAUCUUCGAAGAGCGUUGUCUCGGCAAAGAAAAAUGAACGGGCUGGACGAGGAACAAAUGGGACCACAGACCUUUCUCUAUGGUGAGAUACUCUCUAUUUGAAGUAACAUAAUUCGUUUUUUUUUUUUCCGGAAUAACUUGAAUGUAAUAAAUAGAUCAGCAAGCUAGCUAUUGUAGAUAAAAGGGGGAAAAAAUUGUUCCCCAGACACACGAGGUACAGCCAGCUAAUGUUAGCACAAUUAGCUAACUUUAGAGCUACAACUAGUGGUAAUGGGAGCAUGUCGGAGUUUCAACAACUUAUGGUCUAAAUACCGUUACAUAACACUAUUUGGGAAUGGAAAGGACUUACCCAAGUUUAGCCACGAGAUAUCAACUUAGCUAACGUUAGCCACCUAGCCGGUAGUUAGCAUAGGUGAGCUAAUUUUAGUUAGCUAGCCAUCCUAGCUAGUUAGACAAGCAUAUUGAGACCACAUUUGGUGAGUUAUGUUUUGAAGGUCUCGGUGACCUGGUCGAUUUUGUAUUUGUUGUAACGUUAACUGAGCCAGACUGAUGGACAUUAGCUUCUCACUGGCUAGGUACCCCUCCAUGCGUGUCAAAUUGCUCAACACGUGCUUUAUUUAAAGAUGGCGCACAAGGCCUUCUAGAAAAUGUCAAUGCAGCACAACACGAUUUUUGUGAACAUUGCCCAAAUUACACUAGCUUCUCACUGGCUAGGUACCACUCCAUGCGUAUAAAAUUGUUCAACACGUGCUUUAUUUAAAGAUGGCGCACAAGGCCCUCUAGAAAAUGUCCUUGCAGCGCAAACCGAUUUUGUGAACAUUGCCCAAAUUACUAGUGUUGGCUAAAGUUAUGUUUAUCUAUAAUUAUUCCACUUUAUGAAAGUAGUAUAUGAAGUGCAUUGAUGAUGACAUGCUUUGUCAGUGAUUUGGGGUUAACUGUUUCAGAUUAAAAUUGAUUGGACAAACACAUUUGAAAUAAAAUGUGGCAUGUGAUGUCUUUAUAAAUUGUGUAGUUCAGCGACCCAAAUUAUUAUGUUGGUUAAUAGCCUGUCUACCUACCUAAAUUAGUUGGCUAGCUAGUUUCAUUGACAACAUGGUCAGGGUGCAGUGUUCUUUCAACCACGUGGGUUGGUGACCCACAUGUUUGCCUCACCUCAGUCGACCUUUUAAGGAGAUGUCCAGGGUAGGCAACCUUAUUUGCACAGGACCGGUUUGGAUGCAGGCUUGUUUCUCAGCCAAAGCAGAAACCAAACUGAUUUAAACAUAUCAGUCUUCAACUGAGUCUUUUUUUUGUCAGCUAUUUAACUGUCUAGAAAAGCCUGAAACUACACUAUGGCAUCCCACAAGUAUGUGUUGCGCACCCCAACGUAGGAUCCUUUUGUUGAUAGCAAUGCAUUUUCUCUUAUGUAAUAUACCCUUUUUCUCAACAGGGUGCGAGUUGAAAUCUGGGAAGGAUGUAGUCUUCAACCCAGAAGAAGAUGACUUUGAGCACCAGCUGGACUUAAGGAUGGUGAGGGUUACUGAUAUCUCCUUUCUAUGGAAUAAAAUAUUAAUUUCUUUCUGGUUAUCCAUUUUUCCUCCUAGGUAUGUUAAAGUAUUUCUGAACUUGGUGUCUCUUGUUGAUUGCUCUUAGCUGUGUGUGGACCUCAGCACCAAGGAUGAGCUGCACAUCGUGGAGGUGGAAGGACAGGACACGGAGGGUCAGAAGGUUAAGGCUGUGCUGGCUUCACUCAAACCGUCCACCCUGCCAAGUGUGAGUAGUCAGAGUAUCAUCAAUACUUCUGUGCCAUCCCUGAGUGGGAGAUUGUGGUUGUAUGGCCUGUGUAGAGUUCAUGUUAAGUAAAGAGUUAAUUGUGUGCUGCAGGUGUGUCUUGGUGGAUUCGCAAUCACACCCCCAGCAGUUUUCCGUCUCAAGGCUGGUUCCGGGCCAAUCCACAUCAGUGGCCAGCACCUUGUCAGUGAGUAUAACUUUAUCCUAGGACAGUGUUGCCAUGGCAUCUGUUGUCGAAGAUGAUAUUUGUUGAGCUGAUUUACUGAAGCUUUUUCAACACUGCUUACCAAAAGACUGAGACUGAAGAUGGCCAUUGACUUUUCUGAGUGAUUUUAGCCUUUUUGAGGAUGCCGUAUCCUAUAUACUCAAAGUUAACAUAAAUUGUUAUUCCACCAGUGAUGGGAGGAGACCAGUCUUUUGAUGAAGAUGAUGAAGAGGAAGAUGAAGAAGAGGUACAAACGUCCAAGAAAAGGCCCGCAUCAGCACCGGCACUUAAAUCUCAGGUUAGUCCCGACUACUGGCUGGAAAGUCGCUGUUGUCACAAUGUACAUAUCUGCUGCAUUACUAUCGCGUUGGCCUCUGUAGUCAAAGAUGAUAUUUGUUGAGCUGAUGAUUUACUGAAGGAUUUUCAACACUGCUUACCAAAAGACUGAGACUGUAGUCGGCCACUCCCAUUUCUUAGAGAAUGUUCUCCAGUCUUUGCUCUUGCUACACACAUCCUCACUUCCAUGUCCUUCCCUUUCACCCUUCACAGAAAAAGAUGAAGAUGGAUGUUGAUGACGAGGAUGAUGACGAUGAGUAAGUGUAAUGUUUGACUUAGCUCCUCGCUGAGGUUUUAUAAAAAAGUUGAGUUGUAACAUGUGACACCUCUUUAGGGAUGAGGAUGAAGAGGAGAGUGAGGCUGAAGAAUCUCCUGUUAAGGUGAGUGUGUUUUAUUUAAGCCUAUACUCAUUCUACCCUUGAAAGCGAAGAAAAUGUCACAUGAAACCUCUGUUUUUCUCAGGCUAAGAAGAUUCCGUCCAAACCUCAAACUCCUGCCCACAAUGGAAAGGGCCCUAAAGGUAACACACCAGCCGGAAAACAGGUUAGUCCUCUUACGCAUCUUCUGCCCUACUAUCACAUGGCGUCUAGUUGAAGAUGAUAUUUGUUGAGCUGAUGAUCUACUGACGCAUUUUCAACACUGCUUACCAAAAGACUGAGACUAAAGAUGGCCACUUAACAUUUCUGAGAGCAUUAAUGUAGUGAUCUAUGUAUGUCAUGUUACAUGUCUUGUCUAACAAUUUGUCUGAUUUUCACAGGCAAAGACCCCUGGCGGCAAGGGUGGACAGACUCCUAAAAAUGGACAGACCCCCAAAGCAACACCCAAAACUCCCCUGACCCCCAAACCAAUCCUCACCGUCCCUGAGCUCAAGGCCAAGAUGAUGGCGACUGUGGAGAAGGUUGUUGGAUUAUGAGAAAUGUCAUGAUGAGUUGAUUUUAUCUGAUGUUUGCUAAAGAACUGUUAACCCGAAAGACUGGCCUAACCCAAGUGUAUGAAGUGGUAUAGGGACACAUCUGAAUACCUAUACUAAUGUCAAGUCUUGCUAUUUCAGGGAGUGAAGUUGCCUAAACUCCAGCCCAAGUUUGAGAGCUUUGUGAAGAACAGCUACAGAGUCACAGAAACCAAGGUGUGUUAAUGCUGCUCAGGGGACAUCAUGACAUUUGUCAAGAACACAGAUUCAAUUGAAUGUUUGGGAAAGUGACAACCAUAGUGCUGUCAGCGAAUCAAAGCAUCCGUGAAGAGCAAUGAAGACUAAUUUGGUUUUGAUCAGCAAUGAGAAAAACACACCAAUACCUCUAAGAAGUUCUGAGCUCACUAAUGACAUGUUUUCUGACAAUUACACAAUUGUGAUUAUACUUUAGUAAAUGUUUUCCCCAAUCUUUUUCAGACCAUAGAGGAACUGUGGAAGUGGAGACAAACUGUGGAAGACAGCAAAUAACUUUUUUUGUUUAACCUUUUUUGGGGGGGAUUACUUUUGCCAUCUCACCCAUUCCCCCCCACCCCCCAAACACUUUCCUACUCUGCCCUCUCCUGACCCUUCCCAUGUCUGAAUCGAUGCCUUGUGCGCUGUUACUCUAAACUGCUGCAGCAUUUAGCCUGUCCAGUGCCCUGCUGUGGCACACAGACUAGUGUGGAGCUAAUAGGACUCAGCCCCAUCAUCCCUGGCCCUUCCAGAAUCCUCACCCUCUCAAAGAGGACGGGAAGGGUGAUACUAUUCCAGCUUUCAUGUGGAUGGACCUGGGAAAACCCACUUGGAACUUUGCAUUUUGUAAAUGAAAUCCUUGCUACGGUGUUGUACGUAGCAUUUUGAAGUCUGGUCAGUUGGUGUCCGAGAACUGUUCCUCUGGCAUUUUGGAAGAUAUAUGUUCCUUUUGAAUUCUUUAAAAGAUGGGUAAAGUGAAAUGACGACCGUUCCAUGUCAUCCGUAAGGUGUUGAGUUUGGGGAUACUUGUCCUUCCCUUCCAGAGGGUAGGCUCCUAAAGGUCUGCGACAUUAACAUUUGGCCAAGCAUUUUAUUCAUUUAACUGUUCAAAGGUUUUAAGUAAUUCUCACAAGUUUAUAUUUUUUGCAGUAAGGGUAGAGUAAAGCAGCUAAUUCACCGGUGACAUGAAUGUCAUUUGAAAGUAACAUAUUCCUAUUUGUAUCAUACCUGCUUUGUGAACUUGUAAUUUCUGAUCUGUUGAAUUGUAAUACAUAAAGUAUAUGAGCAGUUCUCCAUCCACAGAAAUAUUGUGAUCCACAAUAAAAGUUCUGGAGGAGAUUUA
Coregonus sp. 'balchen' is the source of this 4693-nucleotide messenger RNA. The record is from the annotation of a GenBank genome assembly. Lineage: Eukaryota; Metazoa; Chordata; Actinopteri; Salmoniformes; Salmonidae.